Acaulospora morrowiae is the source of this 408-nucleotide messenger RNA. NCBI's taxonomy places the organism in Eukaryota, Fungi, Glomeromycota, Glomeromycetes, Diversisporales, Acaulosporaceae. The record is from the annotation of a GenBank genome assembly.
UAGCCUCUUCAUCAUAUCCACAACCGCCACAAUGUUAUCAAUUAUCAUUACCUCCACCUGCCCACCAAUUUCAAGACAUGUCCAAAGCACCAAACCUACCUGCACAAUGCCCUUCUUGUCAUCUCAUUCUGAACCAAAUUUUAUUAAAGGACUCUCUUCUCGCCCAAUACCAAAAUGUUUCUACCAUGAAAGACAACCUUAUCAUGACGCAAAGGGAAUUAAUUUAUAACUUGAUGAAAUUUGUUGGCUGUGAUCUCAAAGAAGACUCCAGUAUUUAUUCGGUGACCGAAGGGUUUGCUCGCAAAGAAGUGGAUUUCGUGAAAUCUGUCAAUCGAAUGAUUUGUGGCAGCAGUUGGCAAGGUCAAAAUCGAAGGAGGUUUCAAAAUAGAACCAGAUCUCAUUUCAACA